This is a messenger RNA of Lottia gigantea (owl limpet), 1043 nucleotides long. RefSeq lists its product as hypothetical. NCBI's taxonomy places the organism in Eukaryota, Metazoa, Mollusca, Gastropoda, Lottiidae. Gene Ontology annotation, molecular function: DNA-binding transcription factor activity; RNA polymerase II cis-regulatory region sequence-specific DNA binding. Gene Ontology annotation, biological process: regulation of transcription by RNA polymerase II. The transcript has 4 exons. The record is from RefSeq and is a predicted model, not a curated record. Bases 108 to 1043 code for a protein of 311 amino acids. Gene Ontology annotation, cellular component: nucleus.
GUUUCGGAACAUAUUGUGACGACUUACCGGACAAUUCGGAUCGAAUUUUUUACAGGAAAGUUUUUACAGUGUAUAAGAGUAUCGAUGUAAGUUAAGAAAAACCGACCAUGUUCGGAUCGAGGCGUUUAGCGAAGCGAUCUAUCGUAGGAACCAAAGUCUCUGCACUUUAUCAAGAUGGCCGAUAUUACACUGGAGUUAUUCAGUCGCAGAUUUCAGAAGAUCCCAGACAAACUUUACAGCUUUUCUCAGUGAAAUUCGAGGAUGGAUCGGUCAAAUCUGUGACCGCCAACAACAUCAUAGGACAAGGGUUCGAAUCGGUCCAGAACAAGAACCUACGAACAGGACAAAAAGUGUACAUUACUCUGAAUGGACGCGAGGUGAGCGGGACAGUUUUAGUUCACGACGGAGUCUCUGAUGAAGUUCUCAUCAGCCUAGAGCAAGUUCCCGGCGAAUCUAAGCAAAUCCUUCGUAUGAUUGACGAAAUUCGUUUACUGGAGAGCAGAAAAUCAGCAAGAUUAUCUGACCAAGAUACAGACUACUCCAAACUGGCCGAUUUUAACACGGACUCCAAGAGGCGAACUGUGUCGCAUUUCAUCGACGUCCCUUCACAAAAACAGCGACACCGUGACAGAGUGGAGAUCGACGAUCUGGAUGACCUGGAUGUCGAGAUGGAAGACGAAUCAAUAGCGGUGGCAGCCCUCACCAAUCUGUCCUGCAGCCCGGCUUCACCACUUUUCCCUGCUUCAUUUAAUGACAGAGAAGUGCUCCCAAUAGGAUCCCAUUCAUACAGAGAAAGCGGGCAUCUCUCAAGUUCUGUAGCAAGCAGUGGCUUCUACAGUGGACUUUCAGAAGGCAACGACCGUUCCCCACCGUUCAAGACCCACUUCAGUGAGAGUGCUCCCGACAGAGUCUUCUUUGAGGCUUCACCCACCGAUGAUUGUUUGGAUCUCGAGGAAGAUGUCAAACAUUUCUAUGACGACGAUGUACCUAAAGACCAAAAGUCCAAACAGGGCGGUACCCUUGGAAAAUUGCUUGGGCGUUAA